UUCUUAACUUUAUUAUUUAUAUAAAUCUCUGCAUACUUUUAGGAAUACUUGAGCAAUUUUUAACGUAAUUAGAAAUUAAUAAAAUAUUUAAAGGAUAUUUCUUCAACGUCAUGUAACUGUGUGUGUCUUGUGGCAUUUGGCGCCUUUUCUGCGCAUGCCUGCUACAACCCUUAUUGUCGUUUCAAGAAAAUGUCAAAAUUAUUGUUGUUGUUUUGUGUUUGUCAAAAUGUUUUUUUGGCUGAGCAAACAAAGAGGGAGAGAGAAAAACUUGUUCCAAUCAGAAAAACGACGAAGAAAACCAGUCAACAACGGGGGUUGACGACUUAAAUGCUUGUUAGCCUGCCCUUUUCGGUCGUUGGAAAAUUGUGAAAAAAAAUGAAAUAAUUAAGAAAAUAUUUAAAAGAAAGCUAUUGUGUUGUGUGUUGAUAAAAGAAAUAUAUAUUAAGAAAAUCAAAGAGAAAUAAGUGCAAAAUAAGAGAGAAAAAAGUUGUGAAGCAAAAAUAAGGCUUGCCAAGAAAAAAAUAAGAAAAUUUGCGUGUGAAUGAAAAUUAAAUUGUGAAAGAAAGUGUGAGUGAAUGAUUAAGUGGCUAUUCCCCAGCCUUUGCUGAAAAUUCAAUCAAGGGAAUUCCAAUUUUUGUCUAGCCCAUCAGCCGUAAUUGCCAUCAACACCACCUGCCAUCCUUGGCAGUAGGAGCCACCGUCUUUAGAAACGUCCAUGCAAAGCAGCAGCAGCAGCAGCAGCUAUGUCUAAGAAGAUUCCUUUCAAUGUGGUAUUUGCCUCCGAUGAGGAUCCUAAUUAUCCUGCCAGCGAACUGAAUACCCACGGUCCAACAGUACACGGAUGGCGGAGUGCACCAAAUAGUACCAUGUCACCGCAUGACAUUGUACUGAGAUUUCACAAACCAGCCAAAAUAUAUCGAAUACAAUUGUUAGCCCACCAAUAUUUGAUACCUGAAAAAGUCGAACUCUGGCUGCACUACUCGCCCAAAAGUAUACCCAGUACCCCUUCCUCGCAAUGUUUCGAUUUCCUGGGCUUUGUCGCAUUGGCCGACAAUGCGGCCACAAAUUACAAAUCACGAGAGCUACAAAGCGUCUCGGUGAAUCCUCGCAAGGGUACCCAUCUCAAGCUGCGUCUAAGCGGCCCCCAUGCCAAUGAAUUCAAUACGGAAAAUCAAAUUGCCUUAAUUGCGGUCAAUGUUUUGGGUGAAGACCUGGAGGCGAGUGGAAAUCCCAGUAAAGAGACGGAAGAAAAUGGCAGUAACUCUUUGGCCACAGAAUCCGGUUCGGAGGGCUCUGAAUUGCCGCUGGCCUCCAUGUGUGAUGAUCUGCUGUUCUCCAUGUACGUGGAAGAGUCCAUAGCGGAGGUGGUGCGGGAAAUGGAAGAGCGCAAAGCCAAGGCAGUGGCAUCGGAACGUUUCGAAUAUGCCCGCAAGCUGAAGUUGUGUAUGUGCGCCCUGCGUUCGGCCGGUGAGCGUUUGGGCCGUUAUGCCCUGGCCAAGAGGCAGGCGGUGCAGCAGGAGGAUUUCACCACAGCCAAGCUGAGAAAGGAACAAAUCGAAAUGUACAAAUCGGCGGUGUUUAGACAUCUACUGGUCGAUGAUUUGCUGGAGCGGAAUGGAGAAUCCCUGGCAGCCAAUGAUGUGGCCUGUGAGGUAUAUGCCUCUAAACCCGUAUUGCCGGUGGCACCCAGUCUGCAGGAUGUGGCCCAGGCCUUGGCCGAGGCCCAUAUGGCCGCCACCAUGAGUCCCAAAAGUUGCCAAGAAGAUAAGUCCUCAACAGAUGGCAACAGCUCCACUGGAGGGGGAGGUGGCAUCGGCGGCGGAGGAGGAGGUGGUAAACAUUUCCAUACAUCCGCUAACAAAUCAACUGAUCAUGUCUCAUCGUUAUCUGCAGCCAACCUAAGGAGAUCCCACGAUGAAAUACCCAUGUCUCCGAAACUCAAUAUGCGUCGCAGCCCUAGUCGCCAUAGUUCCCCGAUGUCCAGUCACCAGGGUUCAUUGCGUCGACGCAAUAAAAGUGCUCCCCGUAACUCCUAUGAAGAAUAUGAAGAUCGAGCCAUACCGACGCUGAGACAUUCGAAUACUAAUGAAUUUUUAAGAGAGUGUCAAGGUACAGCCCUUCUGGAAGCGGAUCCAAAUCGUGGACGUUCACGUCUCAACGAUCGUGAACGUCGUCAGGCAGCUCUGCCCAUAUUGGUGUUUGGCAAUGACAUGGUCGAGCAAUUCUAUUCUCGGCAAUUUCAAGAUCGCGAAGAUGGCUUGGUACGUUUACGCAACUUCCUCAAAGGUCAGGAGACGGAAACCCAACCGCCCGGCAAUUCGAAUACCGAAAACACUGCCGGUCCCAACAAGGUGGCACGCAGUGCUGCUUUUCUCCUACAUCGUGCCGUACGCGAUGCCGUCUAUUCGGUAUUCAAUCAGGCCACAGAAACUGUACGCGUUCUCUUCUUGGAAUAUGUACCCGGACGGGUGUCACAGAGCGAGGUGGCCCGCUGUGUAGAUCGUUUACUGCCCGAACUGCUGGCGAAGUCGGGUGAUCCGUCGGCUCGCAUACACACCUUGGCCCAGCACACGAUACUGAGCAUGGCCUCGUGUCCCGAAGUGGCCGAACAGCAUUUGGUGGCGCCAGCCCUCUCGCGCACUGUCAGUUCGGGUACCCAUCCCCGGCUGGCCUUGAGUCGCAUGCAAAUGUUGGAGCAGCUGGUCCUGAGUCAAGGCAUCAGCACGGACAAGCACAGCGGUUUGACAUGUCGUGCCCUCUCGGAAUGCGGCUGUUCGGGUAUACAUCAUCCGGCGGAGCCGGUGCGUAAAGUAGCCGAGCGGAUUCUUUUGCUGGUGUACAAAGUAAAUCCACGUCUUGUGCGCAAACAGCUACCGCCCGAUGAUGACAUAACGCGGCGUAAUCUGCUGUAUCGCCAGCUAUUCACGGAGUUCGAUAAGCUGGAUUUGGAGCGUAAAACGGAAAUGCUGGAGGCGAAUAAAUAUGCGGGCGGUCAUAGUUCCAGUGAUCCACAAUCUCCUCCCUCAAAUCGCAGUGCUGUGGAGCAUUUACAGUUAGGAGGUGGUGGUGCAGCCAGUGGUGGCAGCUCCGAUAGUCGUGCCAGUCCCUAUGGAUUUUCAUGCAAGUCGCCCGACUCCCAAUCGAGUCCAAUGCGUCGUUCCGAGACCAGAAUCCUAAAAAGUCGAAGUGGUCAAACUCUGGCCCAGGCCAAUAAUCCAGGCACAAGUAAUGGCUACAACAGCAGCGGCAGCGGAGGCGGCAGUGGUAAAUGCAAUGGAAAGCAGCAGUACAAUGAGCUGCUGAAACGUUCCAUGAUAUCGGCCAGUAGUUCGCGGAAGAAUUCCAAUUCGAAUUCAAAUUCGGAGUCAUUUGAAGAGCCGGCGGAUGUGAUAUCUUGUCCAUUCUGUGACUGGUCCUCACAGAGCGGUGAUCAAACUCAGCUGGAUCGUCACUACUGGAAAUCCUGUCCAUUUCUGACAAAAUGUCCCCAGUGUAGUCAAGUCCUGGAAGUGGCUGCCUUAAAUUAUCAUCUGACAAAGGAAUGCGAGGUCAAGGACAACUACAUCAUGUGUGAAAGAUGCACAGAGUCGGUACACAAGCAGCUCUACGAUCUACACCAAAUGGAGGACUAUUGUAGAGAAUUAAAAACCGGUGCAGCCCGUUGUCCCUUGUGCCACGAUGAUGUCCACUUACCUUUGGAUGGUGGCUGGAAGCUUCAUCUGCUGAGUGCCUCUGGUUGCCCAGGCAAUACAAGAAGACGUUCCAAAAAAUCCACUUCAUCUUCGUAAAUUUUUCACCAAAAAGAAAAGAGAGAAAAAAGAGAAUGGAUUGUUUACAAAAAAUACUCGCUCAUAUUUUCAUGGAGAGACUACCAUUUAUUUUUUUCAACUCUCUCACAUACACACACAGUCCACUAUCUGCCUUUAUAAGAUAUAUAUGUAUGUGUUACUGAUAUAAGAAAAAUAAUUUAGAAAAAAAAAAUUGGCUAAAUGAAAUUUGAGGACUUGCAAGCGAAAGAAAAAUAUUGAAAAAAGUAAUCAAAAAAUAUUGAAAAAAAAAAUGGGAGCUUGAAUAUUUGAUAUCUGAAAUGCGAUAAUAAAUUCAUGUUUGGCUCUUCUUUUUAGGGACUUAAAACUUAAGCACAUUUUUGAAACUGAACCUAGACAAAAAAAAAACAAAUGAAACUAAAUUUAAGAUUAAAAAAAAAUUAAAAUAAUUAUAAAAAAGGAAGAAAUCCUGUCUUAAGCUGUUAUGAGACUUUUUGCAGAAACACACAUUUUUUGGAGCUUGAACAUGAACAUUUAAAUUAAAAAGAGAUAAAAUAUAGAAAAAUCGGUUAUAAAGAUGAUUUGAUUUUUUUGUGAAAUUCAAAUCUUUUUUAAAACCAUUAAAAAAAAAAAAGAAAAAUAAAUAUUCUCACGAAUUUUUGCAAAAACCUGCUAUUGAUUGAUAGAUAGCCAUUUCAAAAUUAUAGAUUUAUCGACACCAAUGAAAUCAAAUCGAAAUAAAAAUAGAAUCCAAAAGCACGAACUUACAGGGCAGCAAAAUACUGAGACAUAAAGAGAUGGAUUGAAUUUAAAAGAAAAUAUCAAAAAAAAAAGUAAAAAAAAAUAAAAAAUUUUAAACACACAAAAUUUUCAAAAAAAUAAUAUUUUUGUUAAAAACAAUUAGCAAAGAUUUAGAUUCAGUUUUUUGAAAAAAAAAUAUUUUCAAAACAUUCCAAAAAAUAUUUUUAUAAUUAAUUUUAUUGAAUUGAACUCAAUAUUUAUUCUCAACAGCAUUUCAAAACCAAUAAAGAAAGUCGCUAAGUGGGGCGGACCGACUUUAUGAUACCCUACACCCCUUUGCAUAUUUAGUAGAGCUUCAUAAAACAAAUAAAAAAUAAAACAAAUCGGAUGCGAGCUAUAGCUAUAUUCUGGUACCUCCCCCACAAAGGGUCAACAUUUUGAAUAACCAAAACGAUCAUAAAUUCCGAAAUAAGCAUCCGGUUUUCAUAUUUCACACAUCCCCUUAUUUCUACUAACACAAGAUCUGCGUUGUAGAUGGGAUAUUUCGGUACACUCCUUCUGGUACCUCCCCCACAAAGGGUCAUAGUUUUGAAUAUCCAUGAAACUCAUAAAACGCGAAAUUAACUUUCGAAUCUAACCAGACUUGGUACAUCUCAAUAUUUCCAUCAACACAAGAUCAUUUACAAAGAUGGUAGAGAUCGGGCCAUUCCUUCUGGUACCUUCCACACAAAGGGUCAACAUUUUGAAUAUCUAUGAAGCUCAUAAAACGCGAAAUUAACUUUCGAAUCUAACCAGACUUGGUACAUCUCAAUAUUUCCAUCAACACAAGAUCAUUUACAAAGAUGGUAGAGAUCGGGCCAUUCCUUUUGGUACCUCCCCCACAAAGGGUCAAAAUUUUGAAUAACAAAAAACGAUCAUAAAUUCCAAAAUAAGCUUCCGGUUCUCUUCAUAUUUCACACAUCCCAUUAUUUUUACUAGCACAAGAUCUGCUGUGGAGAUGGGAUAUAUCGGUCCACUCCUUCUGGUAUCUACCCCACAAAAGGUCAAAAUUUUGAAUAUCUAAGAAAGUUCAUAAAAUGCAAAAUUGACAUCCAAUUCCAUUCAGACUUGUCACAUCUCAAUAUUUCCAUCAACACAAAAUCUGUUUUAAAGAUGGUAGGGAUCGGACCAUUUAUUCUGGUACCUCUCCUACAAAGGUUCAAUGUUUUGAAAACCCAAAAAGGUCAUCAAAUCUGAAAUAAGCAUCCGGUUCUCUUCAUAUUUCACACAUCCCAUUAUUUAAACAAGAUCUGCUGUGAAUAUGGGAUAUAUCGGUACACUGGAAAAUUUUGAAUAUAUAUAAACAAUCGAACAUUGGCUGAGGGUAUACAUCUGUCUGCAAUACCUACUGACACUUUGUAACAUGUUUUAAUAUUGUUUUUUUUUUCGAGUUUGCUUCUCCAUUUUUUCCUCUCCAGUAUUUUAAGGCCCCUGUAAGAUUUAUUCAAAACUAAUAAAACAUCUACAGAUCAACCAAACACAACUCUAAAACAAAUUA
Messenger RNA from Musca domestica (house fly), 6045 nucleotides. RefSeq names its product centrosomal protein of 104 kDa. NCBI's taxonomy places the organism in Eukaryota, Metazoa, Arthropoda, Insecta, Diptera, Muscidae. Bases 744 to 3788 code for a protein of 1014 amino acids. The transcript is spliced from 8 exons. The record is from RefSeq and is a predicted model, not a curated record. Gene Ontology annotation, cellular component: cilium.